GAUGCGUGCAAACAAAAUCGAACGCAGAAAAAUUUAUGUAGUAUAUGAGAAAAAGAGAAGCAGGCAUAUAUGACCCGGUCCAUUUAUAGUAAUGUAUCGGAGCCCGUCCAAAAAUCUAGAGAGUAGAGAGUAGAGAGUGUGUAGAGGCUUUGUUUGUAGAUCCGAAUAAGAAAGAGAAGUUGAAGAAGAAUUAUAGGUGGAGAAGGACUCCCUUCAAUUCAAUUUCAUCAAUCAAUAUAUCUAUGAAAACUCUUUGACUAAUCAAUUACUUUCCCCUUUUUUCCAUUUUCUUGGCUACUUUCAGGACAGGUAGUAAAACUCACCAUGUACAAGCAGUCACCUAGUAGGAACCAUAGAUCCAAAGGUGUCAAGGUUAAGAAUGUUUUACAAAUCUGUCUGUUGCUUGCUGUUUGCUUUUGGCUGAUUUACCAGGUCAAGCACUCACAUGAUAAAAAGAAAGAAUUUGAUGAAGAUGAUGCCAAGUCUUCAAUCAAGUCUGGAAGUAUCAAUGAACUUGUGAAACUUGGAAGGAAAGAUCUACCCCGGAUUGAGGGAUUAGAUACAGUUGAUGAGAAGCAUAGAGAGGAACUAGAAGAUGAAACUGUGGAAGAAGAAGAAGGGAAUAAGCCUGAGGAAGAAGAUCUAGAAGAGAACAAUACAAAAGAGAAGAAUGAUGAACACAGAGAAGAUGGAGAAGAUGAGGUUGAGGAUCAUGAUGAAGAGAAGAAUGAUGAACACAGAGAAGAUGGAGAAGAUGAGGUCGAUGAUCAUGAUCAAGAGAAGAAUGAGGAACACCGGGAAGAUGCAGAAGAUGAGGUCGAUGAUCAUGAUCAUGAGAAGUCUGAUGUAGAGCGUGAUCCAGAAUUGGAUGCUGUUGAUGAAGACAAGGAACGAGGAGAAGAUAGCGAGAAGGAAACUGAGGAGAGAGAUGCUGAAGUGAAUGAUAGUCAGGUGGAUGAAGAAAAUUCAUUGGAAGAACAUGAUCACGAUGAAGACUCAAGCAGUUCACAUGAGGCACGUGAAGAACAUUAUAAAGCAGAUGAUGCUUCAAGUGCAGUGACUCAUGAUACAGUUGUAACUACAACUGAAAAUGAGAGUGGUAAGUUAGAGCAAGAAGUAGAACAUUCUGCUGAAGCCAAGAGUAAAGCUGGUGUUAAUAACAUUAUGCAGAUCAAUACCAGCCAAAAUACAACAGUGGUUUUGAAGGAGGAAAAUGGUAAAGCAGAUGAAGAAGACAGUCCUCCAAACACAACGAACAGUGAAGAGAAGCAUGAUGACCCGAUCUUAUCCACUGCUGCAGACACUUCAAUUUCAAAUUCCACAAGAACAGAAGGAUUGACAGAUAAUUCUGAAUCGAGAACCUACUCGACGGAACUGAGCGCACAGGCUCAUGACUUACUUCUACAGAAUGGAACCCAGGCAGUUAACCAAGAGUCUAAUGCCACAGUAGGGGAUACAACGUCUUCCAACAUGUCAACUAGUCAGCAAAGCAGUAACUCUGCAGAUACGGUGGAUGAUAACCAAAUUGAUUCUAAUUUAACAGUUUCCUCUAAAAAGGACGAGUUAGACUCAAUCCCGGUCGAUUCCUCGAAUGUUUCUGGUGAUACGGAGCCUUCCCUGGCAGAAAAAGUCGUCCAAGGGAAUGCAACUGCUGAAGCAGUAGAUAAUGAAGGGUUGCCUUUGAAUGAUAACAAUGCAACUGAGGUUGAGAAGGCCGAUACUAGCAGUGAAGAAACUGGAACUACUGAUGAAGACGUGGAUGCAUCAAUUGUUGAGAAUUUGGGGGAUGAUCUGAUUGAUUCUUCUGAUUCGUCCUCCCACUUGGAGGAGAAACAUGUCCGCACAGAUGUAGAAACUCUUCCUGAAAUACAAACUGAAGGAAGCAUGGAAGAUGCUGCAGCAGAAUGAUAACUGUACAAUUAGACAAGUAGUGUGUUUAGUUUUCGUGAUGAGUUUUCACACUUUCGUUUACUGUUAUUCGGUUUCACAAAUGUGCAAAAUUCAUAAACUGUAGACCAUAUUAAUGUUGCAGGCAUUAUAUAGUCAUGAGUGAAGGGUUCCAACUUGUAUAAUCGUUUCUACUUUCUAGCGUCUUCCAUUUUUCUGUUUAAUCUGUUUUCUAUAUAUAGAUUGUGAUUCUGUUACAGAACUUGUGUAGUGUAUUGAAACA
This is a messenger RNA of Solanum pennellii, 2170 nucleotides long. RefSeq names its product dentin sialophosphoprotein. The transcript has 2 exons. The record is from RefSeq and is a predicted model, not a curated record. Bases 325 to 1908 code for a protein of 527 amino acids. NCBI's taxonomy places the organism in Eukaryota, Viridiplantae, Streptophyta, Magnoliopsida, Solanales, Solanaceae.